Messenger RNA from Coregonus sp. 'balchen', 1224 nucleotides. The record is from the annotation of a GenBank genome assembly. NCBI's taxonomy places the organism in Eukaryota, Metazoa, Chordata, Actinopteri, Salmoniformes, Salmonidae.
AUGAGUUUGACAGUGUGUUUGCCAGAGAGGUGCCCUGGGAAGAAUUUCUCCAAAGGGACCAAUAAUGACCUGGAUGACAUCAGCUCUAAAACAGGGAUCACACUGAAGAGCUGCAGGAGACAGGUGAGACUAACACAAACACCACCCUGAGAAGGGGCUGCAUUAAUAUAGUGUGACUCCUGACUGUAUUAACACACAACUCCCAUCUUGAGAAGAACCUGUCAUUCAAGAGCAGCUUAAAUGCAGAAGGACAGGCCAGGACAUCAGCUGGACACCACUGCUCUGUAAUUUAAUUAUCUGUCCAGUUUAAGCACUGUCAUGCAGCGAUUUGCCUGCCAGCCAUGGGGCUUUUAGGGUGAGGUCAUGAUUAGAAAUACAAAAGUCAUCUGAUAUAGAGCAUACCAACACGAAGCACAUCUCUGUCUGUCUGUCUGUCUGUCGCUCUCUCUCUCGUUUGACAAUUUCAAGCGGUUGUUCAAGGUAGUGGAGGAGCUCAAGGGCCCCCUAGUGGAGAACAUACAGCGUCACUUCUUGCUGUCAACACAUUGGCAAGGUGGAUACAAGAAUAAAGUGAAGGACAGAGGGAGGAAUAAGGAAGGAGAAACAGAAAGAGUGUAGCGAAAGAGAUAUGUCAACCAUAAGUCUAGUAUAUAUAUUCACAGGAAAUAACAUACCUGUGUAUUCCUGGGUAAAUGUUAUUGUGUGACUGUUUAUAGACCAUUUGACUAUAUGGUUUAUAGAAUGAUGGAUGAUAAAAGGAUAAUUGCCUGUGUUCCUUAGGUUCAGGCCCUCCAACGUACUGUGCCUCCCUCUAACUUGUCUCUCUAUCCCUCCAGGGACUAUGCUGCCAUUGUGUUCUUUGCAAACAGCCAUUUUGAGACAGGAAAGAGGAAGCUGCAGUACCUCUCCUUCCAGGACUUUGCCUUCUGUGCAGACCAGCUCAUCAGUUACUGGACAAUAGUAGCAGUGGGUAAGAUGCAUCUCUGUUGAUGUGACCAGUCAUUGAUGGCACCAAAGCAUGCAUAAUGCUGCUAAAUUUAGUAGAGAAUGCAAGAAGACAGUCCCAUGAAAAAUUGUUGGCAUAAUAUAAAUAAUUAUUUGAACCCAAAGCUGUUGUCACAAACAAUGCAGGACAUAUUCGGCUUUCUGGCACCAGAUCCCAUUAGUUUUUUUUGUCUCUGUCUCUUCACAGAUAGCUUGAUGGAGGAUAUGGAUGUUGACUAA